GUCAAUUUCUUUGCUCAUCUUUAUAAUUAAUUAUACAGCUUUGCAACGUUUCCCUUCUUCACAUGUGAGGAUACAGUUCUACCUGGCAUAUAAAGUCAGAUUCUGAGAGUAAAUUCCAGUGGUUCAUUUACCUCCAAACAUUAGAUUUUUGCUUGCUAAUGACAAGUAUUACAACGGGGGUGGGGGGUGAUACUAUAGUAAAGGCAAAUUAUAAAAGUGAAUUAGCUUCACUAGUAAUAAACACAAUUACCAACACCACUGUCUUAAUUUGAAUGAUUUCAUUCAUUCUGUAAUCACGCAGAAGGAUGGACAAAUCGUGAAUGUGAUCACCAAAAAGUUCUUUUGUUUGAGAAUGGGGUUUCAGUAUCUCUCCACCACAUUUCUCAACCUAGACAGCUUUCCCCAACUGUGCUGAGUCCAUAUAUACUAAAGUGCCAACAAUUUUUUGUUGCAUGAACAAAAAAAGGAACAAAAAGUCACACGCAACAUUGCACACUGCACGGACUCUGACCACAGUCCAUUGAAUUCAUACAUUCUUCAGAGACUAUAAACCAUGUAUACUGCCUGACCGACCUUUGACCCUGUUAGAUAAAAAUAGAAAUGGGAAUGUACAGUCUGCGAUCAAUUCCUGUAAGUUCUUGCAUAAGGCAUCGACAGCAGUGACAAUGUACAUUUUAACACAAUUUAUGAUUAUUCACUCAAGUCCCCUCCACACAGAGGGCAACACAAGAUUUCAGGUGGUGAAGUUUGUCGACUAGUUUCUGUCAAGAUGGCUACUAGUGUUACAGUUCAAUCAUUAUUGGAGAAAAUAAGUGGGAAUCACUUAGAAUGCUCCAUUUGUACCCUUCGCUUCAAGCAGCCCAGAGUUCUGGACUGUUUGCAUAAUUUUUGCUUGCCAUGCCUACAAGACAUGUUGAAGGGACAGAAGCAAUGUGGACUGACGCUUGACUGCCCUCUCUGCCGGCAGGGGACUUUGCUAAAGGGAAAAAUUCUUGAUGACCUGCCAACAAACUUCACACUGACUGCCCUGGUAGAGGAGGUCACAAUGAUGGAACGGCUCAUUAACGAGGGUCAAGGGUCAGAGAUCAAAUGUCAAGGUUGUGAUGAGGGUAAUGGAGCCAUCUCAGUCUGCAGGAAUUGUGAUCAUUUUCUUUGUCCUGACUGCCACAGGGCACAUGAACGUAUGACAGUCAUGAAAUCUCACCACACUGAUAUGCUAGCUCAGCUGCAAACAGGUGAAGUUGCUUACAAGAGUAAACUGAGGGAACAAGUUCCAAAAUGUGGUAAGCAUCCCGAUCAGAACCUUAGUUUCUACUGUGACACAUGUGAGCAGUUGGUAUGCACAACUUGCUCUGUUCUUGACCAUGGAAGUAAAACACAUGUGCUGGUUGAUCUACCAAAGGCUUUAGAGAAAUGUAAACAAGAAGUAGCAAAACUGGUUGCAAAGGCUGAACAGAACAAGGCAGAACUUGACAAAGCCAUACAACAAAAUGAUAAAUCAGGAAAGAAAUUGGAUGCAAUGUUUGAUGACACAAGAAAAGAGAUUGACAGAAAGGCUGGUGCCCAAAUUUGGGAAAUAAAGAACGAAGCACAAGAACUGAAACAAGAGUUGAAGAAGGCUUAUGAGGACAGAUUCAAGGCAUUUAAAACUGCCGAAGCUACAAACAGCAAAGAGGUGACUCUGAUGGAACAGAAACUUGAUGAAGUUGACCAACGUAUGACCCAAGCUAGCUGCUAUGAGAUUCUGAAUCUCAAGAAGCAACUUUUACACAAUGUCAAAGAACUGACAAAGAGACAACCACAAAGAGUGUCUGACAAGUUGGCUAUCCUGGGUCUGGCAGAGGAUCAAAGGUUGCUAGGGAGACUGUCUGUUGGAAAUGAAUCAAUAUUGCAAAGAUGUGGACGGCUUUGCAAAACACUUUGCACAAGUACACAAUAUCAAACGCUCCUUCUCUUUGUGUUACUGUUUCUUUUAUUCCAGCGGUUAUUUCACUAAAUAAUCAUUUCAAAUUAAGCCUCAUAUCAUAUCAAUACUUCAACAUGUACAGUUCAUUUAGCAUUACAAGAUAAUUUUCUUAAACCUUUUGAGCUACUUAUCUAUCUGAACUACAGUCCUCCUUGGAACAAGGCAUUCUCUGAGUUCUGUGCUACCAAAAGUACCAAUGAUGUUUGUAAGCAAGCACAUACACAAUACCUUCUCCUCUUAAAACAUUCUUGGCUCUCAAGGUUGUCAUGUAUCAUGAAAGUCACCACUUAUCAUGACAGGAAAGCCUACUUGCAAAUUUGUUAUUUUAA
Molecule: messenger RNA, 2295 nt
Organism: Acanthaster planci (crown-of-thorns starfish)
Lineage: Eukaryota; Metazoa; Echinodermata; Asteroidea; Valvatida; Acanthasteridae
Gene: stn1
Product: STN1 subunit of CST complex
Molecular function (GO): metal ion binding; nucleic acid binding
Source: RefSeq, a predicted model, not a curated record